AUGGUGCACGGGCAUGCCCACGUUCACGAGCACCGCCCUCAUGAAAUUGAGAGGCGGGGCUUCCUGGACGAAAGAUCCAACCCCUUUGAGGACGCCUACGAUUCCUUGUCCAAGACCUGGGAAGACGCGUUUGGUGGCGGCGAUGCUACUACCUCUGCCAAAGAAGACACCGCUACUACGACUGCUGCGCAUAUGGGUGUAGGUCCCGCAGUGGCAGCGACCAGAACGACCUCGUCCGAGACUACGGAGAAGACAACCGAGGCGGCCGCUACAACGACCAAGGAUACUGAGAGGCAUGAAGCUACCACUACCAGCGAAAAGGAGACCCCCACGGCCGUGACGCAUGCCACGCAAACCAAGGACACUAGCACCGAGACUACCAAGGAGUCCACAAAGACUACAGCAGAGGCUACUGCCUCAACGUCUUCUGAGGACAGAAAGCCAGCCACCAAGAUCGAACCAACGUCAACCACAAACACAAACACAAACGUCAGCUUUGUGACCUCGGUGACUUCUACGGCUGAUUCUACUAAAGACGGUAAUGUCCUGGUUGUGACCCACACUGCCUCAGCCACCAACUCGGCUGCAUCAGCUUCAUCUACUUCUCUUAACACGAGCUCCGAGGGCAUGUCCUCCGGUGCCAAGGCAGGUGUUGCCAUUGGUGUCAUUCUCGGUGUCGGUGUGAUUGCUGCUCUGAUCUUCUUCUUGGUCCGCAAGAAGAAGCGCGCUCAGUCCUUGAAGGAGGAAGAGGAGAACGAGAAAGUAGCGUUCACUCUCCCGCCACCUCCCCCGGUCUCGAAGCAAAUGGGUUCUUCAGCUGCUCCUCGACUUAAUGUUCGCCCGAUUACUCAGUUCGCGCCUGACCUGAGCGGCAAUGGCGGUUUUAACCCCGUCUCUGCUGCUGGGGUCGCUGCUGGUGCCGGCGUUGGAGCUGGUGCUGCUAAUGCUGCUUCUCGCAAUCUUACUGGGAACUCGCCGCCUUCUACCCCUCCCAAGUCUGCUGCUGGCUCUAAUCCGUUCAAUGACCCCGUCAAUCCCUUCAGCAGCAGUAACAUUGUCGCUGGACACGCGCCUGGUGUUGGAGAAACCGCCGCAGGAGCUGCCGCUAUGGGAGCUGUUGCUGGGGCCGCUGUGGCCCAUGAACGUGCUCAUUCCCCGCCUGGAUCUUCCCCGAGCCCCGCCAGCCACGAUGGCGAGUCAGUUUCAUCUGCAACAUUCGCUGCUGAUGGUGCGGCUGGUAUGAGUGCCGUUGCUGGUGCCGCUGCUGGCACAAGCCCUGAUAAUGUUCACCGCGUGCAAAUGGAUUUCAACCCCUCGAUGGAAGAUGAAUUGGGUCUCCGUACUGGUGCGCUGGUUCGGAUGCUCCAUGAAUACGAUGACGGAUGGGCUCUCUGUACCCGCCUUGAUCGAUCUCAGCAAGGUGUUGCUCCACGUUCUUGCCUUUCUGCGCGCCCUGUGAAGCCUCGCUCGCGUCCUCCUCCUGGAAUGCGCGGUCCCCCAGUCAUGGUCCCCAACGGCCGUAUCCCCUCGGGUCCCCCGCCUGGUCGUUUCUACCCCGGUGACGCACGGCCAAGAUCCCCCGCUGGCCCUGGAUAUGGCCCCGGUCCUGGAUAUGGCGGUCCGCCGCCUCCUCGCCCAUACCCUCAGAGCCGCUCUGCAUCACCCGUUCAGUUCCCCAUGCCUGGUCCAAUGGGUCCUUCAGUCCGUCCAGUUCAACGUUCAAUGUCACCCGGCCCCAGUAUUCGACCAGUCCCUCGGUCCAUGAGCCCCGGUCCUUACGGACCUCCUGGCAUGCAGCGUCAACCCGUGAUGCCAAUAAACCAGCGACAGCGCAGUAAUAGCGCUGGCAACUUCCCUCCUCCAAACGUCGGCUCUGCUCCACCCCAGUCCCCCAGCCCUCUCGCCGUAGCCGAGCCUGCAGCUCCAGCUCCCACCGCCGAACUACCCGCUAUUCCCAGUUCGCCCACAUCCCCCGGAUCGCAGGUUAAUAGGAAACCUCUUCCUUCGCAGAACUUCUAA
Molecule: messenger RNA, 2019 nt
Organism: Penicillium atrosanguineum
Lineage: Eukaryota; Fungi; Ascomycota; Eurotiomycetes; Eurotiales; Aspergillaceae
Product: SH3 domain protein
Exons: 2
Coding region: 1-2019 (672 amino acids)
Molecular function (GO): protein binding
Source: RefSeq, a predicted model, not a curated record